This is a messenger RNA of Clunio marinus, 371 nucleotides long. The record is from the annotation of a GenBank genome assembly. Lineage: Eukaryota; Metazoa; Arthropoda; Insecta; Diptera; Chironomidae.
AUGAAGAUUUUUGUAGCACUUUUGUGCUUUUUUUCAAUGUUAAAUUUGACGUUUGGUCUUUCAAUUCCAAUGAAUGGAAUGCAACGGAAGAGAGAAUUAAUUUUCAAGCAUCAACAACGCGGUGUUGUUGAUCCGAUUUCCUUUCUUGAACACAUCAAGUUAGAAGUUGACAUUCCACCUCUUCCUAGUUUACCAAGUUUACCUGACCCACCGCAACUACCCUCACUUCCCCAUCCAUCAUCAAUCGGAAAGCUUCUUCCAGAAGUUAGAACGAGCAUUCAAUGAAAGUUGGAUUGAAACAUUUAUCCUAUGUUAUUUGAAUGAAAAUGUCGUCCACGUGUGACAUGAAGCAAAUCUAAUGUUUCGAAAUG